CAGUGUCGGUUCCAGAGGAUGAGCCGCUGCGCAGCGCUCUGACAGCACGAGCCUGAAAAGACGAAUGGUGCAGCGAAUUUUAUCAAAUACUCUCCAGGAUUCUUCUUCAUGUAGUCUGCCAUAAAUUACCUACAAGAAUGUGGAGAAUUUAAUUCUAGAGACGAAGACUAUGGACGAACAGCAAGCAGCGAUUUCAGAUCGGGGAAAGUAAAACAGACCAGGAAAAGGUGCCCUCUCUUUGCUUUAAGUCUGAUAAUUGGUCUGUCUGGUCUCCAGCUCGUCUGUGUCUGGUUGUCUGGUUCAGGCAAGCAGUGAUCUUCCACAGCAGACAUCUCCAGGGAUUGUAGCCCGUGGUCUGAGGAGGAGUCAUGGGGCCGGUACGGGCCUACCCAUUAGCCCUGCCUGUGCUGGCUGUUCUGGGCCUCAUUAUCAGCGCAUGGAGUCUCAACCCAGAUGACCCCAAUGUCUGCAGUCACUGGGAGAGCUACGCAGUGACUGUUCAGGAGUCCUACGCUCAUCCUUUUGACCAGAUCUACUACACCAGGUGCACCGACAUCCUCAAUUGGUUUAAAUGCACCAGACACAGGACCAGCUACAAGACAGCUUAUCGGCGUGGAGUGAGGACCAUGUACCGUCGACGUUCUCAAUGCUGCCCUGGCUACUUCGAGAGCGGAGACUUGUGUGUCCCACAAUGUACCGAGGAGUGUGCCCAUGGUCGGUGUGUGUCUCCUGACACAUGUCAGUGUGAGCCAGGCUGGGGAGGACUGGACUGCUCUAGUGGUUGUGAAAGUGGCCACUGGGGGCCCCACUGCAGCAACCGCUGUCAGUGCAAGAAUGGGGCCCUGUGUAACCCUAUCACAGGAGCCUGUGUCUGCACAGACGGCUACCAAGGAUGGCGCUGUGAGGAUCAAUGUGAGCCUGGCUACUAUGGCAAGGGCUGCCAGCUGCAAUGUCAAUGCCUCAACGGUGCCACCUGCCACCACGAGACGGGGGAAUGCAUAUGUGCACCAGGCUACAUGGGCCCCAUCUGUGGAGAGCGAUGUCCCUCUGGAAGUCAUGGGCCACAGUGUGAGCAGCGCUGCCCCUGUCAGAACGGAGGAACCUGCCAUCACAUCACUGGAGAAUGCUCCUGUCCUGCUGGAUGGAUGGGGUCUGUGUGUGCCCAGCCAUGCCCAUUCGGCAAAUAUGGGAUCAAUUGCAGCAAGGAAUGCUCGUGCCGCAAUGGAGGACUGUGUGACCACAUUACAGGACAGUGUCAGUGUAUUGCAGGAUACAGUGGCCAUAGGUGCCAGGAAGAGUGCCCGAUCGGCACAUACGGACCCCAUUGUGCCCUCCACUGUGACUGUAAGAAUGGGGCCAAGUGUUACCACGUCAACGGAGCGUGUUUGUGUGAUACAGGAUUCAAAGGGCCUCACUGCCAGGACAGGUUCUGUCCACCAGGCCUCUACGGCCUCAUCUGUGACAAAUACUGCCCAUGUAACACCACCAACACACUCAGCUGCCACCCCCUGACAGGUGAAUGCUUGUGUAAAGCAGGAUGGAUGGGUCUAUACUGCAAUGAGACCUGUCCCCCAGGUUACUAUGGAGAAGGAUGUAGUGUGCCGUGCCAGUGUACUAAUGGAGCAGACUGCCACAGUUUCACUGGGGCCUGUAUCUGUGCCCCAGGCUACACAAGUGACGACUGUUCCCGAACCUGCCCACCCGGACUAUACGGUACUAACUGCACUUCCACCUGCAACUGCCACAACCAGGCAUCCUGCUCACCAAUCGAUGGCUCCUGCAUCUGUAAAGAAGGUUGGCAGGGAGUAGACUGCUCAAUCCUGUGCUCCAGUGGGAUGUGGGGACUGAGCUGUAAUCAGACUUGUUUAUGUGCCAAUGGUGCAGCUUGUGACCCAAUGGACGGCUCCUGUACCUGUACCUCUGGCUGGAGAGGGGAACGCUGCCAGCAGCCCUGCCUAGAUGGCACAUAUGGGCUGGAGUGUCGCGAGCGUUGUGACUGUAACCAUGCUGAUGGAUGCGACCCUGUGAGUGGAUUCUGUCGCUGUUUGCCAGGAUGGACAGGCAUUCACUGUGACAGCAUCUGCCCUCAAGGCUUCUGGGGGCCUAACUGCUCCAUGACUUGCUCAUGCCAGAACGGAGGCUCCUGCUCUCCUGAAGACGGGACCUGCGUAUGCGCUCCUGGCUACCGCGGGACUUCCUGCAAGAGAAUUUGCCCUCCCGGUUUCUAUGGGCACCGCUGCAGCCAAUCAUGCCCACAAUGUGUGCACAGCACAGGGCCGUGCCACCAUGUCACGGGUCACUGCGAGUGCCUGGCUGGCUUCUUCGGCUCGCUUUGCAACCAAGUGUGUCCCAGUGGCAAAUAUGGGAAAGCCUGUGCUGAGAUCUGCGUGUGCACUAACAAUGGCACCUGCAACCCCAUUGAUGGCUCUUGCCAAUGUUUCCCAGGUUGGACUGGAGACGACUGUUCACAGAUUUGUCCCAUAGGCCAGUGGGGCCCUGACUGCUUGAACUCGUGUAACUGUCACAACGGAGCCCAAUGUAGUGCCUACGACGGAGAGUGCAGGUGCAGCCUGGGCUGGACCGGCCUCUACUGCACACAGCGCUGUCCCUCAGGGUUUUAUGGGCGAGACUGUGCAGAGGUGUGCCGCUGUCAAAAUGGAGCUGACUGUGAUCAUAUCACUGGCCAGUGUGCCUGUCGGACUGGCUUUAUUGGGACCAACUGUGAACAGAAGUGUCCUCCCGGGACAUUUGGCUAUGGCUGUCAGCAGCUGUGUGAAUGUCUGAACAACGCCACCUGCGACUAUGUGACCGGAACAUGCUACUGCAGCCCGGGAUACAAAGGAAUCCGCUGUGACCAGGCGGCACUAGUGAUGGAGGAGCUGAACCCCUACACUAAGAUCAGUCCUUCUCUGGGUUCAGAGCGCCAGUCUGCAGGUGCGGUCAUGGGCAUCAUCUUCCUGUUGCUGAUCAUCAUGGCCAUGCUCAGCUUGUUUGUUUGGUUCAGGCAGAGACAGAGAGACAAAGGCCAGGAAAUGCCCAGUGUUUCAUACACCCCAGCCCUGCGUGUUACCAACACUGACUACUCCCUCUCUGAAACAUCUCAGAGCAGCAGCGGUGGCCAGUGCUUCUCCAAUCCAAGCUACCACACUGUGGCACAGUGCAACAUUUCAUCCUCCAACACAAACAAUCUGGAUGGCACUCUCGCUCUUAAGAAAGGAGACAGGAACAGUUCAGAAUGGAGAGCGUACUGCAAUCUCAAUGACCUGGGAGUAUCAAGAGGAGAUACACUUACAUUGAGGGACAACAAAACCACUCGAAUGGCCAAAGAUUACAUAAAGGCCUCCAUGUGUAGCUCCAGCUCGUGCUCCCUAAAUACUGAGAACCCAUACGCCACCAUCCGAGAUCCGCCCAGCCUGGCCUGCAAGCACACUGAAAGCAGCUACGUGGAGAUGAAGUCACCUGCUCACAGAGACCUGACCUUCUGCUCCAGCACUAGCACAACCCUGACCACUGCCAGCAGGAACGUCUAUGACGUGGAACCGACAGUGAGUGUUCUUCAGGGACCCAAUGGCCUAGCAACCGGAUUCUCCCAGAGUCCUUAUGACCUCCCGCGGAACAGCCACAUUCCCAGCCACUACGACAUCUUGCCAAUGCGCCACAGCCCAACACACACCCCACCCCCUCCCGAAAGUCCCCCGAGCUCCCUGCUGUAGAGGCCAGUCCUGCCCAGUCCAGAUACACAAACACAAGACCAGGCUGCUCCGGGACCAGUUUUUUAAAAUCUCAGUCUGUCUCACUCCUCAUCUCUCUUUCUCUCCAACACUCAUUCAAGUACAGAUGCAUGACACAGGAGGAGGCCGCAUUCCUCUUUGCGUUGAGUAAAUGAGGAUUUUGGGAAAUGGACUGUACAUCAAAACAAGAACAGAUUUGGACACCAGCGAUUAUUCAUCAUCCCUCUCAGAGGCGUUUUAUAAUAAGCUGUGCUUAUAACAUUAUGAAAUACUUGCGUAAAAGAGUAUUCUGUUUAUAGGUCUAUGAAACGACUUUUGGAGGGAAUAAAGGAGCAUUUGAGAUGGAUUCAUGGACACAUACUCAACGAUAUGUUGAUUCUUAAAAACUAGAGCUCCACACAUUGGAACAUAUAAUCAAUGCAACUCAAUGAUCCAGAACUUUUCAUUUGGAGUUGGCAUCGAUCUUGCAGCCGAGAGCCAAGGGUGACCAUGAGGGAGCAAUCCCCGCCCCCCCUCCCC
Cyprinus carpio (common carp) is the source of this 4250-nucleotide messenger RNA. RefSeq names its product multiple epidermal growth factor-like domains protein 11. Gene Ontology annotation, cellular component: membrane. The record is from RefSeq and is a predicted model, not a curated record. Gene Ontology annotation, molecular function: protein binding; zinc ion binding. NCBI's taxonomy places the organism in Eukaryota, Metazoa, Chordata, Actinopteri, Cypriniformes, Cyprinidae.